GUUCGCCAUCAUAGGGCUGUACGGAACUAUCAUAGCGCUCCAGCAGCUCUCGGGGAAGGAUUUACGAAGCGGACAUUGGUUUGUUCGCCAGCAUCACUUGGGAUAUAAAACUACAGUGCAGGUGGAGGGAUGAGUCUCUCCCCUGUGAUUGGCCAAGAGGUGCCCGAAGCAGCAAAUGGGGUGUCUACGCCUGACUCGCCCGAUCUAUGCAGUGCAAAUGGCCUGCUUGGUCCCGCCCCUGGUUCUGGUUCCAUCCCCUCGUGGCAGCCCCUGAAGUGUGGGGGCAGGGUGCCCUGUCCUGGGCAGGACUCUGAGGAAGUCUCAGUGGGAGAGCCUGGCAUUUGUCUGGAAGGAGAGACGCCAUGCGAAAGCGACGGAUACACAGACACAGCAGCCCUCAACUCCUAUGCAGACACACAGACACUCACAACCUCGUCACACCCUAAUGCACAGCCCCCUGCCACCUGCACGGCAGACACAGAACCAUCAGCGUCGCCCCCGGACACGCUCCAUUCGGCCCCUCACCAAUCAGACGAGAGCCGGGACGAUGCCCCGUCCGAAUCCUCCGCUGGCCGUCAGAGCCGGCACACAGAGACGGCACACAUAGAGACUGACAGCUGCUGUUCUGGAGAGGAGGGCAGCAGGGGAUCGGAGGGAGAGAAGGAAAAGCAGGAUGACGAGGGGGAUGAGAAGAAGGAGAGAGAAGAAAAGCAUGGAGGAGGAGUCCCAGAUGCUGAAGAUGAGGCUGAGCCCGGCGUCCCGAGUCUCGCAUCCUCGGCACCCCCGGCCCCGCCCCCUCCCCCAGCGGAGCCAGACAGCAGCCCCUGCCCGCCCCACGUCAUGGCCCAGGUGCGCGUGCGGAACGUUCCGGAGCGCGAGCGCCUGGCCAGGGGCAUGCAGGACAGCAAGAGUCUGGACGAGAUCAGCCAGGCGUGCGGCGGGGCCGCUGGGGGGGGGCGGGGCGGGGGCCGGGGGGGCCAGCCCGAGGGGCGCAGGGCCACCAUCUCCAGCGCUCUGGAGCUGGAGGGGACGGUCAGCCAUGAUGGAGACCUGACCCAUUUCAUCACACGCAACCUGGAGCAGAAGAUCAAGAUGAGCUCCAAACCCAGUCUGGACUGUGACUGCGAGUCUGAGAGAGACUCGGACUGCUCAGGGCCCAUUUAUCGAGGUCGGGGGUCUUUGCGGCGGCCGGCAGACAUCCCACCCAUCGACCCUGCUGUCCUAUUGGACCUGGAGAGACACACCCAGGAAGUGGCCCACAGCGUUGAGAUGAUGAUGCGCAGCCUCAACGGAACCAUCCAGAACAUGACUGCUCUGAGUGUGGGUUACAUUCAGACCUACAGAGACUCUGUGGACAGUUUGGGGGAGUCGGUGGAUAUGAGUAUAAAGGGAAUGUACACACUGAUGGCUCGCUGCGAGGAGCUGGACCGCUCCAUGCAGCCCAUACACACCCUGGCGGCCCAGAUACGAGAUGUCAAACGCACCCUGGAUGCUCUGGAAGCAAUCUGCAAGUAACCCCGCCCCUUCCCAGACACCGUCAGCUUUCCCUCCCCCCCCCUGAACCCUGAAACACUGGAGACACUUUGACCCCGCCCCCCGCCUGGAAUAACGGCUACUAAUCGGAUGAUAUGCUGCCUCCUCCUGUGUGAAUUCCACGUCUGCUCGGGAUGGUCAUAGUGAUUGACAGUUCAGCGGGGCACUGAUGUAUGCUGAUGAAGAUGAUGAUGAUGAAGUACCUGCUCGGCUCCGUCCAGCCUACCUGGCUCAGAUUGCACUAACCACUGCUGCCCACAUGAGGGCCCCCUCUGUGUAUCCAUCUCUACCCCCCCCCCCCCCUCCUCUCUCUGUGGUACCCUUAGUCAUGUCACUGGUUGGUGGACCGGUACUAUUGUAGUACUAGCACUAGUUGUACGAUGGUACUACUGUACGGGGUUGUAACUUUUGCCCAAAGUGAUGUUUUUUUCCGUGGGGGGUGGGGGGCGUGCCGGAGAGGUCAUCUUCGCUACAUGCUCCUGUUUGUACAGAGAAUAUGAAUGAAUCGGUCAGAAGCACCUGUGUGUACAUACGAUCUCUUUCUGUAACGGAAACUCAGCCAAGAUGAUUGAGCUACUACCCUUUGUCAUGAGUGUAUAUUUUAAGAAAAAUAACACAAUAAAUUUACAUGAGAUGUC
Molecule: messenger RNA, 2171 nt
Organism: Osmerus eperlanus (European smelt)
Lineage: Eukaryota; Metazoa; Chordata; Actinopteri; Osmeriformes; Osmeridae
Gene: borcs6
Product: BLOC-1 related complex subunit 6
Exons: 6
Coding region: 130-1515 (461 amino acids)
Biological process (GO): lysosome localization
Cellular component (GO): BORC complex
Source: RefSeq, a predicted model, not a curated record